GCGGCGCUGCAGAUAAUGGGGCUCCGCAAGUCCGGAAGCGCGGGGAAACUCGUCCUGUUGGCGGGCUUGCUCCUCAACCUGCUGGCUGAGGAGCCCGCGAGUGCUAUUAAUGAGAGCAUUUCUGUAGACGUAGCCAUGUCGGAACCAGUAGUGAAACUUAUGGAAUCGGAUGGAAAUCUGACACAACCCAAGGAAGUAGAAUUUGGAGAAUGCACGGUUACAUGUGGUAUUGGCAUUCGAGAAGUUAUAUUAACCAAUGGAUGCCCUGGAGGUGAAACAAAGUGUAUUGUUCGUGUUGAAGAGUGCAGAGGACCAACAGAUUGUGGAUGUGAUAAAGAACUGAAGCAAUCACUCAUUCUUCCUAAUGAUUCAGCUAUUCUGGAGGUACACAGGGAUACUCACCCAGUUGCAUUCGAGUGUGAUACAAUAGAAAACGAUGAAUUGAUUGCAUCUGUAAAAUAUACAGUGUAUACAACAGCUGAAUUAGAAACAAGACGGUUGAAGAAGCCAAGCACAGAUAUAGUACUGGUGUUUGUCCUCAUAACUGGAGUUAUUGUUUGUGUUGGUGUGGUCUUUGCAAUAAUCUUCAUCAUUCUUAAUUGGGCUGCUGUAAAAAUGUUCUGGCAAACAAAAGUUUGGAGAAGCAGAGAUGAACCAAGCUCAAGUUCAUUGAGAACCUCAUCAGGGCAGUUUCCCACAGCAGAUACAUCUCAGAUAUCACAACUAGAAAACACCGCACCAGAACCGGGUUCCUACCAGGAGUGGAAUGCACCACCAGGAGGAGGAGGAGGAGAAGGAGACGGAGACAAGGGGACUUAUUAGAAAAGAGAGAUUAUUUUAUAAAAGGGAGAGAUUAAAGUAUGCUCAAAAUAUUCAGAGUACCAGGUCUGAGAAGUGCUUUUUGCUGCUCUGAUUGUGCUUGGUUGUGAACAGUGAGACAGUAGUCUGUGAAACAGCAUCAACCAGACUUAGACUGAUUUCUGAUUAGUGUGGUUCACCAGGAACCUGUGCCUUUCUGUGCUCUUCAAAACCCAAUGUGAGAUGUUUUCAUGUUACCAAAAGUGCACAAUAAAAUACAUUGGCACUCCAAUUCUAAAUAUUUAUGCUGGUGUAUCAAUCUGUGACAUAUUUCAUGCUUUGUGAGAUUGUGAUGGUAGAAUUGGGUUGCAGUCCAAAUCCCUGAUCCACAAUGCUAGAGGGGGCUAGGAUUCAGAAGACAUCCCUACCCACUGGCCUUCUGGAACACAUGGCAGAAGCAAUGCUACUACAAGUGGUGUGUGUUCCCCCCCCCCAUGGUAGCCAGCAAGGGCCAUGAAAUGGAGCAUUUCAAGGGAGGAACUGGGCCACCCAAGAAUUUGUUUGAUCCUAAUCUCAUCUGGGUUUCUAUGCUGUGACAUCCUGGAGCUGGCACAGCCAAAAAUGUGGAUUUAACUGCCCACCUUUCCAUCUUGGCUAGUGGGCACAGCAGAGUUUUGCAUGAGAUGGUGGCUUCACCAUCCUGUUCUGCCCCACUGCUCCCUGGCCAGAGUUAAAAUUGCUCUGUUACUGAUAUAUGAUAUUCCAAGAAAUUUCAUGCUGGCACAGGCGCAUGCAGGCCACAAUCCAGUACAGGCCUUUGCACCUCUUAAACCAUAUAAAAUCAAUGGGCCUAAAUGCAUUUAACUGUCAAUUGGAUUGCAGCAUUGAGGUGUAGCAGCCUAUAUGAAGACUACUUCAUAUAGUGACACUUAGCCUGUCAUCAGCCUUUCUCACUCAGCUGGAAUGAUAUAACCGCAGGGCAGUCCAGGUACAGUAACUUUAGUUAGUGUAGAAGAGGGAGGGAGAAAUGUUAUACGUUCCCAAAUUUGGACAAAAAGAUUUGUAGCUGAAAAUAACUGUUUGCGUAGGUAAAAGGAUAUAAGCCUGUAUACUCAAUUUCCUUUAAUAAAUUCCCUUUUCUGACAGCACAUUUUUAUAGAUCAGGUUGAGCCUGUCUUUGAAUUCAUGAGUCUAGAACUAUUAAAUAGUAAAAAUAUAUCAGUUUCAAUUUUGCAUAAUGCAGAACAUCUGGGAAGAAUAGGCUGUUGAAAGUAGCAACUAUUGUAGUUUAGUGGAACUCAAAGUAGCUGUGGCAUUAACAGCUGUGCUAAAAAAUUUAUAAGAGUUGUGCCAAAAACACAAAACUGUAGAUAGAACUGGUUUUCAGUAACCAGAAAGCUCAUUAUUAAACAUUUGUUCAUUUUAAAAAAGGGAGCUCAUCGAUGGAAAUAAACCUUAUGUGUUUUCCCAAGUUCAGAUAUUGGUGCAGAUGUUCUAAUUGCACUCCCUGUGUCUCUUUAAAAGAGCUUAUCAACAGUUUUCAUAACUUUGUUUUUAUUUUAUUUUAUUUUAUUUAAAAAAGGAACACUACUGCUCAUAAAACUCUGCAUUUAAAACUGGCAUGUGCUUAUCUAAUUAAUCUUUGGCAUCCAAAUAAAAAUAUAGUAAUAUUGGUAUCACUGAAAUGUGCACUGCUUUAUUGUGUCAUUUAAAAAAUGAAUAAAACAUCCUAACAUUCAAAAGGAAAAUAUAGGUAGGAAAAGAGCACAGAAAAUGAUUGUGACAGUGCUACCUGCCUGCUUAAUUAGAUGAUAAAUAUUUUGAUGUAGUCAAGGCCAAAACCUGUUAGUCAACUUGAUGUUUAUGUCAAUGCAAUGUUAUUAAUUUACUUUUUUUUCUUACAAAAUGUUUGUGGUUGAAGGAGACUGUGCAUUACAAAAAAUUAAA
Messenger RNA from Rhineura floridana, 2745 nucleotides. RefSeq names its product sperm acrosome associated 1 (gene SPACA1). The coding region runs from base 16 to 822 and encodes 268 amino acids. The transcript is spliced from 7 exons. Gene Ontology annotation, cellular component: acrosomal membrane. Gene Ontology annotation, biological process: acrosome assembly. Lineage: Eukaryota; Metazoa; Chordata; Lepidosauria; Squamata; Rhineuridae. The record is from RefSeq and is a predicted model, not a curated record.